This is a messenger RNA of Doryrhamphus excisus (bluestripe pipefish), 4183 nucleotides long. It is a transcript of the gene maml1, whose product is annotated as mastermind-like transcriptional coactivator 1. Gene Ontology annotation, biological process: positive regulation of transcription of Notch receptor target; Notch signaling pathway. NCBI's taxonomy places the organism in Eukaryota, Metazoa, Chordata, Actinopteri, Syngnathiformes, Syngnathidae. Gene Ontology annotation, molecular function: transcription coactivator activity. The record is from RefSeq and is a predicted model, not a curated record. Gene Ontology annotation, cellular component: nucleoplasm; nuclear speck.
CUUGCAUGGACAGUGUUCGUAGUCUGCAAACUCGUAUGGUUUUUUUGUGUCGGCGUAACGUCGCCGCUCGGUAAAAGACAACUAAUUCACUGAGUAAGUGCUGGCAAGUUUAUGAAGUUGUUACUCUGCUAGCUUCAGGCUGGCUAAGCUAGCUGACGAGCAAGUUAGUUUGAAACAAGUCGAGAUAUUUCACGUCAAGUAACUAUUAGAAACAACACAAUUGUUUCAACGAGAGAAGAAGUUAUACCAGAUUAGCACCCAAGCAACGAAAGGGGCAACUUUUUCAGGAUGUUUAUCCAGUAAUUGCGAUUUUAGUGAGUGCAGGAAUGUGCUUGGUCGUACUUGGUUCAGGUAGCAUGUAAACACUGUGAUUGAGAGCAGCCCGAGUGUCUUUUCACCUGAUGUGAUUCAUGUAGACUUCCAGAAGCUCACACGGGAAAUUAAAACAGCUGGUGCACAUUCUGUGAUUGCUAGCUUCAUGAGCUUCCUUAAUUCUCCUCUCCGGCAGUGAGUGCCGCUGCGACUGAAGGCCAUUAGCAAGACAAAGGUCGCCUCCAUGGAGCCAGCACAGGAGUCUUUGUAAAGGGCGAGGGGGGGUGUAGAGACGCCCAGAGUGAGAAAGAGCCAGAUUCAGCAUUUUAUGGACGAAACCUGAGCCGGGAGUCGUUUUGAUUGAUGAUGGCGGAUUUUGUUACACCGCGACACAGCGCGGUGAUGGAGAGGCUCCGCCGGAGGAUCGAGCUCUUCCGGCAGCAUCACAACAGCUGCGAGCGCCGCUACGAGAGCGCCACGCUGGAGCGUCUGGAGCUGGAGAGGCAGCAGACCUUCGCCCUGCACCAGCGGUGCCUGCAGGCCAAAGCCAAGCGCUCUAACAAGCACCGCCAGCCCCCGGCCGCCGGAGAGCAGGCCGGCCAGAGGGCGCCUGGAGGAGGCGGAGGAGCGGGAGGCGGGGGAACAGGAGGAGGAGGAGGAGGCGGCGGUGGAGGCGUGGAGCUUGGAGAUGGUGGAGGAGCACCUGAACAGAGCAGGAACAGCACCCUGAUUGCCUUGCAGGAGACGGUUAAGAGGAAGUUGGAAAGUGCUGGUUCUCCACUUGGCAGAGACCAGGUCAACGGUUUCUCCGAUGGCUUUCCUCCCAGCAAGAAGGUGUGUAUGGACACCACUGCCAACGGCUCCCCGAUGGACUCCAAGCUGGGGAUCGGCGAUUCACUCAAAACUAACGGCACGCAUGUGCCAACCGGCGAGUCGGCAGACAAGGAGGCGGGCUCAGAGUUUCAGCGCAAGGAAAUGAAGCAGGAGCCAGAUGAUAUUCUUCCCAUCAUGCCUCCUUCAGGAGGAGGCGGUAACAACAACAGCCUGCUCCCCGACCUCAACCUCAAUGAGCAGGAGUGGACGGAGCUGAUGGAGGAGCUGAACCGCACAGUGGCCUACGAGGACAUUCAGGACAUCCUUAAUGAUGGUUUUGAAGACCGCAAGGACCCUCUGGAGAUGACGCCAAAUCCAGGAAGCGCUGGUGGCACCGGGGGAGGAAGUGGCAGCGGAGCAGGUGGUGGUGCACAGUCCUCCCAGAGUCUCCUUACUCUGGAUUUGGGCAGCGUCAAAGCCGAGUUCUCCCCGGCCUCAACAGCCUUCGAUCAGGACUCUCGUACUGGUUCCCCCCACGUCAGGCCUACAUCUUCUGGACCUCCUCCUCCUCACCCCACCAGCUCUCCUGUUGCUACUUCUUCAGCCUCCUCCCCAGCCGUGCCCCUAUCCCAACAGGCUCCUCCCCCCAGGCAACACCAGCCUCCUCCCAACCACCUUCUUCCUCCAGGCCCCCCAGUACCCAAAGACCUGUCCCCUGCCCAGCAGCUUCAGCAGCUGGCAGCUCAGCAGCAGAGAGCCCAGCACCUGCACAGCCAGCUGCAGCACAAGCAGCCACAAGCGGGGGCCAAGUUCCACUCCCAGGGCCCUCACGCCCACCCCUCAUCCUGGACACAAAUGACCAAACCCUCUCAGAGCCCACUCGGGGGGGCGUUUAGCAUGGACAAGCCUACAAGCCCCUCUUUGUACCCACAGGACUUCAAUUCCAAUGCCCAGAAGCAGCUACUGAUGUCUGGUCAGCCAACCAAGGGUUCUCCCAAGGCGGGGGCCAACAGCUACAUGCCAGUGGGCGGCGGCCACCCCAACAUGUUGGGCCACCCGGCUCAGGGGCCGCCUCUCAAUCACGCGCAGGCACCCAGUGCCCAGGCCCAAGCGGCCAUGCUGAAUUACAACAACACCAAACCCCUGUCGCACUUUGAGGCAGGACCCGGUCUUCCCCGGGCUCCCAUCAACCAGAACCAGAACAAAGCGGCGCUUCUGACUCUGCUUCGACAGCAACAGCAGCAGCAGCAGCAGCAGAUGAAGCAGAAGAACAACAUGAACUUCCGCCAACAUCUCACACACUCGCAGGACCAGAACUCCUACCCUGCCCCUCCUCAAGGCCCAAAUCCCGCCAGCACAAUGGUAUCCACACCAGGAAACAACGGCAUGGCGGCUCAGCCUGGGGCGAACGCCAUGGCGGGUAACCAUGGUAAUGCAGCCUACCUGAACAGCCAGGCUGCGGUUGCAGCCGCGCUCAAACAGCAACAGCAUCAACAGCAGAUCCUGGAACAGCAGAAACAGCAGCAGUACCUGCAGAGACAGCAGCUCAUGGCAGAACAGGAAAAACAGCGACAGCAGGACCAGCAGCUGCAGAGACACCUGACCCGACCCCCGCCACAGUACCAGGACCAGCCGGGCCAGCAGGCCAAUCAGAACACUUUCCCACAGCCUCCAGUCAGCCAGUUUACAGCUUCCUCUCAGCCAAUGGCCAGUGUGGCUUCAAUGGGAGGCCCUGCACCUGGACCCCAGCGUAUGUUCCCCCAAAAUCAAGGCAUGAUGACAAUGAACAUGGCUCAGAGUGGCGGCCCGACGGGCGGUGUACCUCCACCCCCAGCGGCGAGCCAAACGGACAUCAGUCUUCCAUCCUGCGGAGGCGGUGGAGCCGGCGUGGACGUCCAGCAGGUCCUGUACAAUAACAUGAACCUUCACACGGGUCACCAGCCCCAGCAGCGCCAGCCUAUGGGAUCCAUGAGCACACCCUACAGACAGAAUCUCCUGGCCCAACAGCAGCAGCACCUCAAGGCGCAGCCGAACGCCGCCAUGUUGAAGCAGCAGCAGCUGGCCGCCACCCGCAUGCCUGGCUCCAUGCAGGCCACCAUGGGAGCCAACAUGACGACGUCCAUGCCCGGAGCCAUGCAGGGAACCCAGAACGCCGUGUGGCAGCAGCAGCUCGCCAACCAGCCGCCUUCGAGUAACUCUGGCCUGCCCCCCAACGCCUUCACUAACCCUCCCAACGCCUUCCACAUGCAGCAGUCUCGGAUUCCCAAAAUGGCUCCCGGCGCUGCCGCUUUUAGUUCCAACCCAGGGGGCCGGCCAAUGGGAGCGAUGAUGCAAACAAGCAUGCCGGUCGCCCAACAGAGGGCGCCGCCCAAUCCUCAAAGCCUGGGCCAGCCGAUGGCCAACCAGCAGCAGGCAGCUCAGAACCAGAACGUCCUUCCCGACCUAGCCGCGUUCGGUCCGGCGCAGAGCAACGGUCGCCAAGGCCUGCCAUGUAACCAAGGUUACCAGGUGAGCAGGACAGCCAAUCAGCAGCAGCUCUCCUUCGGAUAUAACGCCGCGGCCGGGAGCUUCGCCGCCGAGAGCGACCUAGUGGACUCGCUACUGAAGGGCCAGAGCACCCAGGAGUGGAUGGCCGACCUGGACGAGCUGCUCGCUAGCCACCAUUAGGCCACGCCCCAUCUCAACCUGCUGGGCUGAUGGAGGCGGAGCCUGAGCGUUAGUGUGAAUGUUACUUCCUGUCUACUGUCUUUGACUGGCCCUCAUUGGACCGCCGCCAUGGACUUGCUGAGCGCGAGCAUUGGGAACCUUUCUGAUGCAUGAUGGGAGUUUUGUUCUUUGCCUUGUGGGCGGAGCUUGUUUCUACUUCUGACACGCUUGAUCUGGCUUCCCAGCGUUUGUGUGUAAAUGUCUAUAAAUCUAUUUUUUGUAUGUAAACCUUUGCUAAUGAUCUGGACAUAGAUGUUAUUUUUAUAUAUGGCAGACAAUUUUUGUAAGUAUUUUCUACUUUUGAUAUCUCUGUAAAACAAGAGUAUUAUGUAAAUAUAGUUCUACUCGAGAA